Molecule: messenger RNA, 1206 nt
Organism: Effrenium voratum
Lineage: Eukaryota; Dinophyceae; Suessiales; Symbiodiniaceae
Source: the annotation of a GenBank genome assembly
AUGGGUGCGUGGUUGGGUUUGCGAGGCGAUGCGGACAUUGACGCCUUCUACAACUCCCUGCUGACGGGAUCGGGCGGUGACCCCCCCAAGGGCACCGUGCUGUCGGAGCUCAUCGUAAAGUUCUUCCACGGCGAUUUCACGCCCCAGGGCUUCAAGCGCUACUCUGGCCUGUGGAAGGGCCCUCCUCCUGGCAACAUCGGCAAGAAGGACAUUGCCAUCGGUGUUGAGAAGCUGAAGGAGCAGAUGGCCAACCCCAUGUUCGUGACCAAGGGCGGCGUGGGCUACGGUGUGGAUGAGACGCAGAAGGUGGUGGACGAUGGCAAGGGCUGGGUCUGGCUGGCAGCCGAGAUGAGCCCGGGAGGCCUCGCCGUGGAGCUCUUCAAGGCCGUGCCCUACGGCAAGCGUGCUGUGCUGGUGGCCAAGCAGAACAACGUGGCGGAGCUCUUCGACAAGGUGAAUUGGGAUACAGCCCUGGGGAACAUCGAGAAGACCUUCGGCGGGCCUCAGGUGUGGAGCGGCCUUGUGCCAACCAGUUUUCUGCCUAAAGGCGAUGCCUGGUCAGCCGUGCUGGCCGUCGGGGCCUUCACCCUGACGCGCCUCUGCUUCGUGGCGCCGCCGCCUGCGGUGCACCAGCCGUUGCGCCAGAGCCAGGUGGCACUGCAGGCGCGUGGCGGCGGCGAGUACGACGUCAGCGACGCGGACAUUGAUGCCUUCUACAACUCCCUGCUGACAGGAUCGGGCGGUGACCCCCCCAAGGGCACCGUGCUGGCGAAGCUCAUCGUGAAGUUCUUCCACGGCGAUUUCACGCCCCAGGGCUUCAAGCGCUACUCUGGCCUGUGGAAGGGCCCUCCUCCUGGCAACUUCGGCAAGAAGGACGUUGCCAUCGGUGUUGAGAAGCUGAAGGAGCAGAUGGCCAACCCCAUGUUCGUGACCAAGGGCGGCGUGGGCUACGGUGUGGAUGAGACGCAGAAGGUGGUGGACGAUGGCAAGGGCUGGGUCUGGCUGGCAGCCGAGAUUAGACGGGGAGGCCUCGCCAUGGAGCUCUUCAAGGCCGUGCCCUACGGCAAGCGUGCUGUGCUGGUGGCCAAGCAGAACAACGUGGCGGAGCUCUUCGACAAGGUGAAUUGGGGUAGAGCCCUGGGGAACAUCGAGAAUACCUUCGGCGGGCCUCAGGCCAGGCCUUUCAUCCCAGUGAAGCUGCGCUGA